GAUGAGUGGCCCAAGCCAGCCCAUCUUCCAACGAACCAACAACCAAAUUGUUUCCCCUGCACACUUGGCACAAAGUGAUUAAUAAGACUGAUUGAUUCAUUGCUGUGGUUGUGGGUGUGAUGUCAGAGAACUACACACUGGAAUCGUUCACCGUCGAAGGCAGCGACGGAGUGAAGCUCCGUACAAGGGUGUUCAAGCCAGAUGCUGGAACAGAAGCGGAUGGGAAGUUGGGGAUCGUUCUGGUGCACCCGUAUUCUAUUUUGGGUGGCUGCCAGGGUCUCCUCAAAGGAAUCGCUUCUGGCUUGGCUCUCAAUGGUUACACCGCUGUCACCUUUGACAUGAGAGGCGUUGGCAAGUCCACCGGCAGGGCUUCUCUCACCGGCUUCUCCGAAGUUAAGGAUGUCGUUGCUGUCUGCAACUGGCUUUCCAACACUUUCUCUCUUCCCAGGAUUUUGUUGCUUGGUUCUUCCGCUGGUGCACCUAUAGCAGGGUCUGCCGUUGAUCAGAUUGAACAAGUCAUUGGUUAUGUAAGCAUAGGUUAUCCAUUUGGAAUGACUGCCUCAAUCCUUUUUGGACGACACCACAAAGCCAUCCUACAGUCACCAAAACCAAAACUCUUCAUUAUGGGAACACAAGAUGGAUUCACCAGUGUAAAGCAGCUGAGGAACAAGCUUAAUUCUGCAGCAGGACGUGUAGAAACACAUUUAAUCGAUGGGGUAGGCCACUUCCAGAUGGAAGGGCCUGGUUAUGAUGCUGAGAUGGUGGAUCUCAUCAUCAAGUUUAUUGCAUCACUAUGAAGACAAAUAACUGAUUGUGCUGAGUGUGAUUUGACUCUACUAUUGGGAAUUGGGAUUAGUUUGUGUACAAAAUCUUGUUGAAUCUGCGAUUGCAAUGUUUAUUUGUGCCCCCUACGCCUAUGCCACCUUCUAAAAUGAAAGAAAUCAGUUACCCACA
This is a messenger RNA of Glycine soja, 954 nucleotides long. RefSeq lists its product as uncharacterized. The coding region runs from base 120 to 797 and encodes 225 amino acids. Gene Ontology annotation, molecular function: hydrolase activity. The record is from RefSeq and is a predicted model, not a curated record. NCBI's taxonomy places the organism in Eukaryota, Viridiplantae, Streptophyta, Magnoliopsida, Fabales, Fabaceae. The transcript is spliced from 2 exons.